AUGAGAACUUGGAAAUACGAAGUGUUCAUAAGUUUCAGAGGUGACGAUACAAGAAAAGGUUUCACUGCUAAUCUUUUUUCAGCUCUUGAACGAAAAGGCAUUUUUGCCUUUAGAGAUGAUCGACAGCUUCAGAAAGGAGAUUCCAUUUCAGGAGAGCUUGUCAAAGCAAUAAAGCAAUCCAGGAUUCAUAUCGUUGUCUUUUCCAAGCGUUUCGCUGAUUCUACGUGGUGCGUGGAAGAAUUGGCAAAUAUCUCUGAACUCAUCUUCUUCGAAUCUGGAUACACUGUUAUACCAGUUUUUUAUGAUGUAGAUCCAUCUGAGGUACAACAUCAAAGUGGGAAUUUUAAAGAAGCCUUUGAUAUACAUGAGCAGAACUUUAGUGAUAAUAUAGACAAGGUACAAAGAUGGAGGCUAGCUUUGACUCAAGUAGCGACUCUCCCUGGCUGGGAUGUACGGAAUAAAUCAGAAAAGGAAAUCAUUGACAACAUUGUUAACAAAGCAAUUAGCGAAUUGGGGCAUAGAUUCUCAAGUUUGGCUGAUGAUCUUGUAGGGAUGCAAUCUCAUGUAGAAGCUUUAGAAAACCUUUUAAAUUUGGAAUCAUCAAAUGAUGUUCGAUUCGUAGGAAUCACUGGAAUCCCUGGAAUUGGGAAGACUACUCUUGCUGCAGUUGUGUAUGACAGAAUCUCCUACCAAUUUGAUGCUUCUUGUUUCCUUCACAAUGUGAGUGAAGCAUAUAUUGUCCAUCUACAACAACAGCUUCUUUCUGAAAUCCUAAAGACAAAUGUACGUGUGAGAAACACUUACGAGGGAAGGAAUAUCAUGAGUUGGAAGCUUUCAAACCUUAAAAGUCUUGUAGUUGUAGAUAACAUUAAUAGUCUAUCACAAUUGGAGAAUUUGGUUGGAAGGCUAGCAUGGUUUGGUCAAGGGAGUAGAAUCAUCAUAACAACUAGAUAUGAACAUAUUCUAUAUCAUCAUACACAUCAAGUGUCCAAAGUUUAUAGGGUUGAACUAUUAAAGGAUCAUGAAGCUCUUCAGCUUCUUUGUUUAAAAGCUUUCAAUUGUGAUUAUCCCUUGAACGAUUUUCGAGAGUUGACCCAUGGUGUAUUGCAAUAUGCUAAAGCCCUUCCAUUAGCGAUCAAAGUGUUUGGUUCCCAUUUAAUUGGGAAACAAGAAUCAGAAUGGAGAACUGAGCUAGAGAGAUUGAAAGAAAUUCCUAACAGAGAUGUCAUGAAAUUUCUUCAAAGAAGUUAUGAUGAGCUAGAUGAAUUGAAGAAAGAAAUAUUUCUUGAUAUUGCUUGCUUCUUUAAUGGAGCAAACGUGAACUAUGUUGCAAAUAUUCUACAAUAUCAUGGGUUUGUACUUGAAUAUGGAAUUAGACUUCUCCAUGAUAGGUCACUCAUAAGCAUUGUCAAUGGCACACUUUGGAUGCAUGAUUUGUUGCAAGAACUUGGAAGGAAAAUUGUUCAUGAACAAUCUAUCAAGCAUUCGAAAAAGAGAAGUAGGUUAUGGUCCUACCUGGAUCUUCGAGACAUAAACAGAGGAAUGGAAAAUGUUGAAGCAAUCGUUUUGAACCAAGAAGUUGGAUCAGAGAGUCCAUUAAAGGCUGAAGUUUUAUCACAGAUGAGCUACCUGAAAUUGCUUAUACUGCCUCCCAUGAAGUUUUCAGGAAACUUGAAUGAUCUUUCCAACCAAUUACGAUAUCUUUCAUGGCCAAGAUAUCCAUUCAACUAUUUACCUUCAAGAUUUAAUCCAAAAUAUCUUAUUGAGUUGAUCAUGUCAGACAGUGAAAUAAGAUAUUUGUGGGAAGGGAAAAAGAGCUUGCCAUGUUUGAGAAGCAUAGAUCUUCAUGGUUCUAAAAGUCUGGUUGAGACUCCAGAUCUUAGUGGGGCAGUAAAUCUUAAGAAACUAAAUCUUGAAGGAUGUAUUGGAUUAUUGCAGGUUCAUGCAUCAAUUGGAGAUCUUAACAAGCUAUUAUUCUUGAAUAUGAGAAACUGUAGUAAUUUAAUUUGUAUUCCAAGUAGCUUGUUUUUGUUAAGAUCUCUUGAAACCUUCAAUCUCUGCCAUUGUUCAAGACUCCGGGAAAUUUUUCAAGUGAAGGAUCUCUAGAGAACAAAUAUCUCCUUUGUCUUUUCCCACACAAGAUGCACAGACAAUAAGAGACACAAUGGGGAGCUUCAUUACAUGGUCGUGCCACUUUGUUUCAGUGACAAAGGCAAAGGCAGCGAAGUAGCCAAAGCCGAGAGAGUCAAAGAGAAAGAGCCUCUUAAAAGGUAGGAUGUCAAGGAAUAACAAAGAGUCAGCCAGGUUUCCAUCGAAUGGUUGUGUCUCUUAAUGUUGGAAACACAUUCCCUGCCUCACUUGAGACUUAUGCUAAGGUUACUAAGAUGGCAUGUAAUGAAUCACUUGGGGAUAUCAUUACUUUUUUAGGAUGGGCUAUACAACAUAUAAGGCUCGUUUGAUUUUGUCUAGGAUGAAAUUUUAAAUGAAAUUUUGAAGCACAAUAUAAUAAGCACUAGUUUGAUGAGCUUCUAUAUCAGGUACUUUUAUAACACAUUCAUGGUCCCUCGUGGCAUUGAAUUGAUGAUGUUCAAGCUAGUUAGUCCCUAUGAAGUCUCUCCUCACAAUGACAUUAUUGUUGAAACUCUUGAAGAUCAAGCAACUGUGAUGAUGUAACCAUGCUGCAGUCGAAAAGCUCAUCCCCAGCCCCUUGAAGGCAAACGACUCUAUAUACACAUGGAAUUAAGUAAAUUGUUCACUAUAGCCAGAUUAGAGUUAGGAUUGCAGCUAUUUCCUGAUGAAAUUCAUGAAAGAUAUCAUUGCUCAUGUCCCUGAGACAAUCCCUGAUGAGUAUUUCAAAGACAUCUAUUGUGUAAGGUAUGCAGCUGGUCAUAUUGAAAGAAUCCUUUAAGAAUUGGUCAUGAUGUUCCAGCAAUGAAUAGUGCGCCAAUCACUAAGCCCACUUACUUUAGGAGUUUAGUACAUAACUUUGGCCAAUUUUGAUGUGUUAGGCCACUUAGUUGAGGAAUUUUGAUUGUUUAGAGAUUUUGCAAACGCGUAUGGGAAUGUUUU
This is a messenger RNA of Prosopis cineraria, 3069 nucleotides long. Its product is annotated as disease resistance protein RPV1-like. Gene Ontology annotation, molecular function: ADP binding. The transcript is spliced from 9 exons. The record is from RefSeq and is a predicted model, not a curated record. NCBI's taxonomy places the organism in Eukaryota, Viridiplantae, Streptophyta, Magnoliopsida, Fabales, Fabaceae. Gene Ontology annotation, biological process: defense response; signal transduction. The coding region runs from base 1 to 2106 and encodes 701 amino acids.